AUGGAACGCUCUGAAGAAUCCCCCAAAAAGCAAUUCACCGUCGCCAUCGUAGGCGGUGGCAUCGGCGGCCUGACGCUCGCUAUCGGUCUUCUUCGGCGCAAUGUCUCAGUACGCAUCUACGAAGCAGCCGCUGCCUUUGGCGAGGUCGGGCUGGGCCUCUCCAUCGGCCCAGCAGCACAUCGCGCCAUGCCGCUUAUCGAUCCCCAGAUUCGGGAAAUAUACGAUUCACUCAUCACUACGCAUGCUGAUAGUCCUGGCUUUGAGAAAUUUAGGCAAACCUGGUUUGAGGUUAUAUGGGCUACAGGCGGGCAGGCUGGGGAGAAGUUGAUGACGCUUAAUGCGUUGCCGUCUGGCCAAACGACGGUGCGACGAAGUGAUUUUUUGAAUGCGCUUGUCGGUCUUGUGCCAGAUGGAGUGGCGCAGUUUGGGAAGAGGCUGGKUAAGCUGCAAGAGAACACCGAAGGKGUGACGCUGAGUUUUGAAGAUGGUACUUCCGUUGUUGCUGAUGUGGUGGUCGGCUGUGAUGGUAUACGCUCCAAAGUCAAAGAGGCGUUAUUCCCGGAUGAGGGUGAUCUCGAGCGCUUUAAACCAAAGUAUAGUGGCAUGUAUGGCUACCGCGCUGUGCUCGAUAUGGAGACCAUGGUAGAAGCAGUGGGUGAUCAGCGCGCGAAGGUCUCGACUUGGUAUGUUGGUAAGGGUGCGUAUGCAAUCACAUACCCCAUCAUGCGCGCCAAGAAGGUCAAUGUCGGCCUUUAUACGUUGAAUGAUACCUGGGACAGCGACAGCUGGGUUCGCGAGGCUAGUAGGGAUGAUAUGGAAAAAGAUUUUGGGUAUAUGGGGGACUAUGUCAAUAGGAUUAUUAAGUAUAUGACCGACGCUUCUCAAUGGGCCAUUUUCGAGCAUCCUCACAUCCCAACCUUCGCGAAAUCCAAAGUCGCUAUCCUUGGCGAUGCAGCGCACGCUUCUACGCCGCAUCAGGGCGCUGGUGCCGGACAAGCCAUCGAAGACGCACACGUGCUUGCAGAAUUACUAGCAGACACACACAUUACUUCCCCAGAGCACGUCGCGCUCGCUUUUCAGGCAUACGAUGCCGUGCGGCGGGAACGUAGCCAAAGGGUUGUGACGAGUAGUAAGGAGAACAUGGAUCUGUUGUGCCUAUGCUAUGAAGGCAUUGGCGACGACGGAGAUAAAUUGAAGGAAACAUGGCAGGAGAGGUUUCGGUGGCUGUGGGAUAUUGAUAUUCAGGAGCAGGCGGAGAAGGCUAGGACUAUUAUGCUUGAUUUGAUACGCCAGCAAGAGUUGAGAUCAUAG
This is a messenger RNA of Talaromyces amestolkiae, 1311 nucleotides long. RefSeq lists its product as uncharacterized. Lineage: Eukaryota; Fungi; Ascomycota; Eurotiomycetes; Eurotiales; Trichocomaceae. Bases 1 to 1311 code for a protein of 436 amino acids. Gene Ontology annotation, biological process: secondary metabolite biosynthetic process. Gene Ontology annotation, molecular function: FAD binding. The record is from RefSeq and is a predicted model, not a curated record. The transcript has 2 exons.